This is a messenger RNA of Botrytis fragariae, 2442 nucleotides long. Its product is annotated as putative tyrosine-protein phosphatase pmp1 protein. NCBI's taxonomy places the organism in Eukaryota, Fungi, Ascomycota, Leotiomycetes, Helotiales, Sclerotiniaceae. Gene Ontology annotation, molecular function: MAP kinase tyrosine/serine/threonine phosphatase activity; protein tyrosine/threonine phosphatase activity. Gene Ontology annotation, cellular component: cytosol; cytoplasm; nucleus. Gene Ontology annotation, biological process: protein dephosphorylation; negative regulation of MAPK cascade. The transcript has a single exon. The record is from RefSeq and is a predicted model, not a curated record. The coding region runs from base 1 to 2442 and encodes 813 amino acids.
AUGGCUGGUCCAACAAGCAUGGCAAUUGCUAACAAUGCAACUUUGAAAAGGUCUUUUACGGCGAUCACACCUUCACCACCUUCGCCGGACUUGAGUGGAUUAUCUAAAACAUAUUGGGGUAUACAAUUAGUCCGGAGCACACACGAAUCAUUGGCGCAGGCUCCUGUAGUCAAACGUCGCAAUCUUUCUGAAAGACGGAAGAUGCCAUCAGCAGCAGGUCCCCGAAUGUACGAGAAUCAUAUACCGUCAUUCAUGUCAGUGUAUGGUAUGGAUUCGAACAUCAUGGAUGGUUCAUCGUUAGACGGCGCUCACACCAAACUAUCGGCUAGUCCGUAUGACAAUCAACAAUUACAUCAAAGCUCAGAAGUCAAGACCGAUAGCAAUUUACUUCAGAUACAUUCCCAUCAACAUCGGGAAAGUACUUCAACACAAGCAUCCGAUUCGACGGACUCUUCACCCACCACGACAGUAUCUACGGUAGAUUCAUCUUCACUAUCAGAUCCAUCACCAAGUUCUUCACCUGAAUCGCCAAUCACACUCGUCCCAUUAUCUUCAUUCACUGGGUCUUCGUUUGGUCUAGAUUCUUUUCAAAAUUUAAAGAUGGGCGAAGUAGAUACAAGGCCGCCGCCGAUAACCAUUGAACGACCUAUGACUUCACCUUCGCCAAGGAAGAAGAAUCCCAAAAGUCUGGCUCUCAAUCUUCGACCAAGCAUUGAUGAAUUCACCUCGGAACCGGCUUCCCCUUCGUUUAUCAAACCGCCACCACUGAAGGCUAGGAAAAAGCCAAGUAUAUUAAGUUUAAAUACUGGAACCGCCAACCUGACUUUGGAACCUAUGGGACAAGGAACAUCUUCAAUGUUGCAACGAAGAGGUCUGAAACAUUCUGUCUCGUCGCCGCAAAUGCUUUCAAUGACAACACCAGGCUUUGGCCCUAGUGGUGGAAUGACACUGGGUGACCCUUCCAGAGGAUUUGGAGGUUCGAGAUUGAAAGAAUCUGGCGCCCCGAGAGAUACGUUCACCAUUAAUGAAGAUGAUGCACCCUCACCAACAGGAGUUCAGAUGGCAACUCGAGCACCAGGGAUGUCUAUUGGCGGUGAUUCAUUUGACAGGCCACCUACUGGUGAGGAUUGCAAGUCUCCAUCAUAUCCUGAUGGUCCAAUCCUCAUGCAUGAACCAACCAUUCAUCUAUACUCAGAGCCUAAAAUGGAAGAGGCUGCAGAAUUUGAUGUUGUGAUCAAUGUCGCGAGGGAAGUUAAAAAUCCAUUCGAGGCAAAAUUGGAGGAAAUGGAGAAGGAGAAAAGAGUUAGCUACAUGACUGCCGCGUCCAGGCAUAACUCUGUGGAUCCAUAUGCUGAGAUACCCGGUACAGCUGGAACCAUUUCCUCUUUCCAAACUGCUUACGAGACUCAACCGGCUGGUUCCGAAUCGAGUUCUGCGGAGUCAUCUCCAUCUACACCACGACCUAACACCUCGGAAAUGAAGAUUCCCGAGUACAUUCAUAUUCCUUGGGACCAUAACACAGAUGUGCAAGAUGAAUUGUGGGAUUUGUGCCAAACUAUAGAAUCCAGAGCUAAGGAGGGCAAAAGGGUUCUGGUGCAUUGCCAACAAGGUGCUAGCCGAUCGGCAACCUUAAUCAUUGCAUAUGGAAUGUACAUCAACCAAGAUUUAUCAGCAAACGAAGCGUACAAUUUGGCACAAUCGAAGUCACGUUGGGUCAAUCCAAACAUGUCUCUUCUCUUCUCAUUAAACGACUUCAAAAAGGUUAUUGAGAGAAAGAAGUUGGAGAACCAAGCAUCUCAAAACAAAGACACAGUCAUCAGGAAUAAGAGUCUGACCCGACACAGACAGUCGCUCUCUGCCAAUGAUCUCGAUACCGCAUCUUCCCCGGGCCGUAACAGAGCAAACUCGUCUCAUGUUUCGCCGCCUAGAGAUCCGGUUGUCAGAGAGCCUUUGGUCACGAAGAUCGCCUCAAUCAAGGAACCCGAGAUCAAAGAAGAGACAAAUUCUGUUUGUAAUUCGGCAAUUGAUCGUCUAAGCCGUUUUAACUUCGGAUUCGGUGACACUCCACGCAUCGAACCUUUCACCAAAUUCGAAGAUAGUCCCAGAGUCGAUCGAUUGCCAUCACAAGAAGAUAAAUGGCAGCUUGAUACGAUGUCUCCUCGACCACAGGAUGAUGACGCGCAUCCUGAUAUAAUGUCGCCGCGUAUAACUGAGAUGACUCGUAAUCCUCUCGAACAUGCCUUCGCACGUGGUAUUCCACAAGAAUCUUCCUCUAGUGGAACACCCAGUCUCUUCUCUCCACGUGGAUUUGAUUUUCAGCGGACAACAUUCUUCCCUCCAACUGUCGCAAUUCAUCCAAAUCUCCCUCCCGCACAAGAUCCUAGGAGUCCACCUAUAACAGGAGAAGCUACUAUUACACGAUCUAUCGACGAUUUUCUUUGA